AGCGCUGCGCCCAACCCAGUCCCGCUCCCAGCAGCCGCCGAGCCGCGGACGCAGGACCUGAGGCUAGCUCCAUCGGGCGCGCUUGUUUUCCUGCCGUCACCGCCGCCUCGCCCUGCGCAGCCCCCGCCCGCCCGUCCGUCCGCAGCGCUCCGCUCAGCCCCGCCCGCCCGCCAUCCGUGCCCAGCGCUAGAUUUAUGAAUGGGGGGAAGAGGCCACAUGCCGCCGCCGCCGCCGCUUCAUGUUGACCGCACGCAGGUCGGGUCCGCGGAGCUCCCGCUGCGGUGAGAGCGUCGCCCCAGCUCUGGCAACCGUUCCGAAGACUUGUUGCUGCUGCGCUGCUGCUGCCGCGGAGAAGCCGGAAGCUCCGGGAGCUCGGUGCUGUCUGGGAGCCGGAGGGUGGCCGGUGUGAGUGUGAGCGCGCGCGCGUCCCAGCCCCUUGCAGUGCUCCUGGACUGUGCGCUUCCUCGUCUUUUGGGGGGGCGGAGGGGGGCGUGUCCCGGUCCUGAACGUCUGUGUGCCCAGUCCUCACGGGGGAGAGUGUGUGUGCUUGACCCUAUUUCCCCGGGCCCCUCACUUGGGUCCUCGACGCUGUCAGCCCAGAUCCCAACCACCUGUGAACCUGAGAAACCCAACUCCUCCCGCUCUGCGCCCCGGGGGGGCGGGGGUGAGGCAGGGGCAGGGCCUCGCCGCAGAGGGGGCCGCCGCCGCCUCCUGCCUCCUCCUCAUCUCUUCCCCCUCCCCUGUCUGACGCUGCCUCCUCGGGAAGGGUGUUUGGAGGGCAGCGGCCGCCCCAAGCCGGAGCCCCGCAGCGCUUCUUAUGAUCAGCUCGGUGUGCGUCUCCUCCUACCGCGGGCGCAAGUCAGGGAACAAGCCUCCGUCCAAAACAUGUCUGAAGGAAGAGAUGGCCAAGGGCGAGGCGUCGGAGAAGAUCAUCAUCAACGUGGGCGGCACGCGACAUGAGACCUACCGCAGCACUCUGCGCACUCUACCGGGCACCCGCCUCGCCUGGCUGGCCGAUCCUGACAGCGGAGGCCGACCCGAAUCUGAUGGCGGCGGCGCGGGCAGCAGUGGCAGCAACAGCGGGGGCUGCGAGUUCUUCUUCGACCGGCACCCAGGCGUCUUCGCCUACGUGCUCAACUACUACCGCACAGGCAAGCUGCACUGCCCGGCUGACGUGUGCGGGCCGCUCUUCGAGGAGGAGCUUACCUUCUGGGGCAUCGACGAGACCGACGUGGAACCCUGCUGCUGGAUGACUUACCGGCAGCACCGCGACGCCGAAGAAGCGCUCGACAUCUUUGAGAGCCCCGACGGAGGCGGCGGCGGCGCGGGGCCCAGCGACGAGGCCGGCGACGAUGAGCGGGAGCUGGCCCUGCAGCGUCUGGGCCCCCACGAGGGCGGUGCAGGUCCUGGGGCCGGGAUUGCCGGCUGUCGUGGCUGGCAGCCCCGCAUGUGGGCGCUCUUCGAAGAUCCUUACUCAUCCCGGGCGGCCAGGGUGGUGGCCUUCGCCUCACUCUUCUUCAUUCUGGUCUCCAUCACCACCUUCUGCUUGGAGACCCAUGAAGCCUUCAACAUCGACCGCAACGUGACGGAGAUCCACCGUGUAGGAAAUAUCACCAGCGUGCGCUUCCGGCGGGAGGUGGAGACAGAGCCCAUCUUGACCUACAUCGAGGGUGUGUGCGUGCUGUGGUUCACGCUGGAGUUCCUGGUGCGCAUCGUGUGCUGCCCCGACACGCUGGACUUCAUCAAGAACCUGCUCAACAUCAUCGACUUUGUGGCCAUCUUGCCCUUCUAUCUGGAGGUGGGGCUAAGUGGCCUGUCGUCCAAGGCGGCGCGGGACGUGCUGGGCUUCCUGCGUGUGGUGCGCUUUGUGCGCAUCCUACGUAUCUUCAAGCUCACCCGUCACUUUGUGGGACUGCGCGUCCUGGGUCACACGCUGCGGGCCAGCACCAACGAGUUCCUGCUGCUUAUCAUCUUCCUGGCCCUGGGCGUUCUCAUCUUCGCCACUAUGAUUUACUAUGCUGAGCGCAUUGGCGCUAGGCCCUCCGACCCAAGGGGCAACGACCACACCGACUUCAAGAACAUCCCCAUUGGCUUCUGGUGGGCUGUGGUCACCAUGACGACACUGGGCUACGGGGACAUGUACCCCAAGACGUGGUCGGGCAUGCUGGUGGGUGCACUGUGUGCAUUGGCUGGCGUGCUCACCAUUGCCAUGCCGGUGCCUGUCAUUGUCAACAACUUUGGCAUGUACUACUCCCUGGCCAUGGCCAAGCAGAAGCUGCCUAAGAAACGGAAGAAGCAUGUGCCCCGGCCGCCCCAGCUAGAGUCACCCAUUUACUGCAAGUCUGAGGAGACCUCCCCGCGGGACAGCACCUAUAGUGAUACCAGCCCCCCUGCCCGGGAAGAGGGUAUGGUCGAGAGGAAACGGGCAGACUCUAAACAGAACGGUGAUGCAAAUGCGGUGCUGUCGGAUGAGGAGGGAGCUGGCCUCACCCAGCCCCUGGCUUCUGCCCCCACCCCCGAGGAGCGCCGGGCCCUUCGUCGCUCUGGCACCCGAGACAGAAACAAGAAGGCAGCGGCCUGCUUCCUGCUCAGCGCUGGAGACUACACCUGUGCCGAUGGCAGUGUCCGGAAAGAGACCUGCCAAGACGCCCUCUCGUCCAACUAUGCCCAGGCUGAAGUUCUCACCCUCUCUUAAAGCGGCACCAGCGCAAGAGAGACAGGCAGACAGACAGAAAGCCAAAGGCUUAGGGAAACUCUGGAAACCAGGCAAGAAUCUUUCGCUGGGAAAGACUCAGAUAUCCUUGUUUGCACAGGACUGAUGGGAAUCCUCCCAUGCAACCCUCAGGGCCCAGAGCCAUCUGGGUCUGAUGUUCUGUUCUACUGUACAUUGAAGAGAUAUAUAUGCACAUAUAGUAUCUAUAUUCAUACAUACUAUACUCUUGUGUGUAGUGCACGUGCUAUUGGUGGUCUGUCUUCUUUGUUAGGCUGUGUCUCCCUAAACCCAUCCCCAACCCUCAACCCCCAUACCUUCCUCCUUCACAGAUUUCUUGUUGAUUCUGCUGCAAAUGUGUCUGAAAUGUCCCAGGAAAAGUGUGCCUGGAAACUGCCGGUUCAUCUGGGUGGUCCCAGGCUAGACUUUCCCUCUUGAGGGUGUUUCCCCUGUCAGCAAGUGGCCAAUAAUGGCCCCCUAGGGUCACUGCUCCACUAGCCCCCCACCCCAGAUUGGGGUUCUACCUCCCACCCCACGCCCUAGUUGUGGGGGACUUUCAGGGGCUCCCCUGCAACCUCCACCCCUAACUCUGACCUUGACUGAGGGGGCAGUUUGUCUUAUUUUCCGUCUCCUUCAUCCGUUUGUUUUCAAAGAUGCUGCUGGGCAGAUGGGCAGAAAUGGGGUCUGUCUGCCCAUCUGGCACAGGGGUCUGAGAAGGGUACGCCUUGGGCGAGAGCCAGUUGCAGUACUGUACUUCCCGGCCAGUGGCCAGAGGACGUGUGCAAUAGCAGAGGCCAGACGAUCCCCUCAGCCUUGGCCUCUGCCCCUCCCUUGGCCCUUCUUCCUACCCCACGCCACCCCACCGUCCUUGUCCUGUCCCUGGUGUUGGUCAGUCCUUUCUAAGUUGUCCCCUUGUGUGUGUCUGAGGCAUGCCUAGGCUGGGCUCCCUGCCCUGUCCGCAUGCCUCUGGCUGUCUUGCUGUGCUGGAGCCCAAUAAAGACAUCUGGAGCCUUCUAGCUGCUCCUGCUGUGUGCGUGUCUGC
Chrysochloris asiatica (Cape golden mole) is the source of this 3752-nucleotide messenger RNA. It is a transcript of the gene KCNC4, whose product is annotated as potassium voltage-gated channel, Shaw-related subfamily, member 4. Gene Ontology annotation, biological process: potassium ion transmembrane transport; protein homooligomerization. Lineage: Eukaryota; Metazoa; Chordata; Mammalia; Afrosoricida; Chrysochloridae. The record is from RefSeq and is a predicted model, not a curated record. Gene Ontology annotation, molecular function: delayed rectifier potassium channel activity; protein binding. The transcript has 4 exons. The coding region runs from base 818 to 2695 and encodes 625 amino acids. Gene Ontology annotation, cellular component: axon; voltage-gated potassium channel complex; dendrite membrane.